CUCCCACGCAAGCGCAGCCGCUCUCUCGCGUAUCGACCAGACCAAGGAGCAACCCGCCUGCUUGCUCAAUCGCCAUGGAGAUGGAUGCGAUGGGGAAGCAGCAGAGGGAGGAGGUGCUCCUCCGCGCCGCCUCCGACGGCAACCUCCGACUCCUCAAGAAGAUGGCGCGGGCGAUGAGCUCAGGGGGCAAGGGCGAGGCCUCCGUCCUGGCGGCGGUGGAGGACGGCGAAGGGAACCGCGCGCUGCACCUGGCGGCCGGGGAGGGGCGGCUCGAGGUCUGCAGGUACCUCGUCGAGGACCUCCGCCUCGAUGUCAAUCAACUCAACUUCAAAGGUGAAACGCCGCUGUUCUGUUCUGCCCAUUCUGGGAGAGCUGCUGCUGCAACAUAUCUUCUUGAUCAUGGUGCUGAUCCAUCAGCUGGGAAAGGACGGUCACCUGUCCAUGGUGCUGCAGCGCGAGGGCAUUGUGAAAUGUUGGAAAUGCUGCUUUCAAGAGGAGCCGAUGUGGAUAUAGAUUCUGUACAAGGGACGCCAUUGCAUGCAGCUCUUCUUUAUAGACAAGAUGGCACAAUGAAGAUUUUGUUGGAGCACCAUGCCGAUCCUAACAAGGUUUUCGCUAUUGGUUAUACCCCGUUGAGUUGGGCUCUCCGGCCCAUGCCUACAGUGUCACUGGAAUCUGUCAAGCUACUCAUUGAGGCUGGUGCUGAUGUGGAUUUUAUUGACUUCACUGGUGAUAGUUACGUCAUGUUGGCAGUGAAGUAUGACAUACCUGGCACUGGCAUCUUGAAGUGCUUACGAGACGCUGGUGCUAACCCCAAUAUUCCAGAUGAAUGUGGUACGACACCAAUUGAACUUGCUGCCUCUAAAGGCCGUAGGGACAUGGUUGAAAUGUUAUUCCCUUUAACCUCUCCUAUUUCAACGCUGCCGGAGUGGAGCAUUGAUGGAAUCAUUUCUCAUGUGAAACACUUUGGUUUGAAGCCAAUGGAUAAGCAAGAGCGUGCAAAGAAAUUAACUGAACUGAAACAGAAAGCUUCAGAGGCUUUUAAGAGUGGGCAGUAUUAUAUAGCAGCACUGCUGUAUAGUAGUGCAAUGGCAUUUGGCCCUAGUCCAGAUGAUUUUGCAACCAUAUUGGCAAAUAGGAGUCUCUGCUCGUUGCGCGCUAUGAACGGAAGAACUGCUCUCGCUGAUGCUAGCAGUUGCAGAAUGCUCCGACCUCUUUGGCCAAAAGCCUGCUAUCGAGAAGGGGCAGCUUUUAUGUUAUUGAAGGACUACGAGAAAGCAUGCAAGGCUUUUGCCGAUGGCUUGAAGCUUGACCCUACAAACAGUCAUCUUGCAAAUGCUUUAAGGGAAGCCCAAGAGGCAGCGAAGAAUGCUCGUUGCCCUGGAAAGUAACUGACGCGCCCGUCUUACAAUGCAGAAUCUGUGGCUUUGUUUUGCUGCUAGCGCCUUUUAUCUAGUCUGAAAACUUCUAGAGUGCAGAUUCUCCCUGGAACGGUUUGAUCCGGAACAAGUAUCUGUGUGGCCAGCCACUUGCCUUCUGUCUGCGAUCUGGUGGCUCGCAGUUCUGGCAGUCGGUCGUCCAGCUUCUCCCGGUCCUCCGCAUCGGGACUUCCAUCUCGGUGGGGUCCAGUUCGACGACAUUGUUCUGGUUUGACAGAUGGGCUGGAGACUCCCCUUUUGCCGCGCGCUUUCCCGAUCUCUUCUCCAUCGCAGUUGAACCCCUGAUCUCGUUUGAGAGGGCCCUUAUUGAUCUAGGGCCCUUAUUGAUCCACCGCUUGGCGUGAGUUACUGGACUGUGUAGCACUUCACGAGCCGGUGGUGGACGAUGGCCCGGACCUGGUGAGAUGGC
Molecule: messenger RNA, 1848 nt
Organism: Triticum dicoccoides
Lineage: Eukaryota; Viridiplantae; Streptophyta; Magnoliopsida; Poales; Poaceae
Product: poly [ADP-ribose] polymerase tankyrase-like
Exons: 11
Coding region: 75-1391 (438 amino acids)
Molecular function (GO): protein binding
Source: RefSeq, a predicted model, not a curated record